AUGAAGAGUUGUGUCUCAACCCAGAUACGUCUCAAAACUGGGACCCUGGCUGCCCCCAGACCUUCCCAGGGGGCUGUGGAGAGGGGUACGUUGGUGUAACUGUAGACCGAUGUGACAUUUCAUGGAGAAAGGGGUGAGCAUUCAGCAAAUAGAGGACUAUUUGCAUAGGUGUUAUCCCAGGAGCAGACUCAGGAGGUGGAUCCUAGUCAGUGACAUCACUUUGCUCACAAUAGGCCCCAGGAGAACUUGGAACUCCUGUAACCCGGCACCCAUGCACUAGUGAGGUCCCAUACCAGUCUCACUUGUCUACAGACACAGAGAGUUUGGGAUGUUCUCUUGUUUUCCCAGUUACCAGUACUCUGGAUACCAGAAACCCCAGUGUACAGGAUUAUUCGGAUGUUGGAGAGGUUUCCUUCACCCACGCUGGCGAUGCCUCAGGAUGUUUUCCAGGAGGUCACAUAAGGUAAUACAGAGCAGCCUAGAGCAGGCCAGGCCAGGUCAGGUCAGGUCACAGCUCUGAGCCAUCCUUGGGCACCCCCAUCCCCUCGUGUUCAGUUUCAGGGAAAGGGGGACACGUGAGGUGCUCCUGUCCUGGACUGGAGGAGGUUGCAUGGCAGUGGACGACCUGGUGGACCCAUCAUGGCCAUGCAGAUGUCAUGCUGGGAAGGAGGCAAAAGGGAUCUCUGAGGUGCCUUAACCUAUAACCGGUUUAAUCCAAGGCCCUCAAACCACGUUGCUUCUCCUCCUUGGGGGAGGUGUGUGCACACUGUGGUGUAUAUAUCUGCAAUGAAUUCACAUGGGUCGAGGAAAAGUGAAAGCAAGCAGACAUGGCUUUGAGGACUCCUGCCUGCGUGCUGGGCACUGUCUUUACAGAGCCACACGUCAGAGAUGGAGGAGAAGGUGAAUGAUGAGAGCCCCUCCUCUACUUCCCUGAAGGACAGGAGGAAGCCCCAUGCCAUCAGCAGGAUGCCCCGCUGGCUCAGGGCCGCACCUGUGAAUGAGAAUGAGAACUGUGUGGAGUGGACCAUCGAUGCAGGCCUGCUGAAGCAGUGAGUGGAGCACCUGGUGCCCGCCUUCCUGUGGAGAGACCCCACCUGCUUCUUCACAUUCUUGGGCACGUACAGAGCUUUUGCUACCACCCAACAGGUCCUGGAACUAUUGUUUAUGAGAUAUGGCUGCUUCCUUCCUGAGACUGAGGAAGAUGGUGGACCCCGGAAGCAGGAGAAAAUGGCCAUCUCCUCCAUUCUGGGCACCUGGCUGGACCACUACCCUGAGGACUUUUUCCAGCCCCCAGAUUUCAUCAGCCUGCAGAUACUGCGGGCAUAUAUAGGGGUCCACAUGCCAGGCUCCGAGCUGCAGCGCCGUGACCACCUUCUCUACUCAUCACGGAGAAACCAUGAGCCCAAUGAGCCAGAAUCUCUGGCUAUGGCACCAGCUCCAGAGCAAGAUCCAGACGUCACUCAGGAGCUAGCCCCCGCUAUCUCUGUGGUGCCCACUGCAGCUUCGCAGCCCAGGCUGCCUGCAGCCACCACUCAUCCUGGAUCUCAGCAAUUAGAAGAAUUGGUGACCCUCCCUGCAGAGUCACCACCAGUGCAGGUGGUAGUCCCAGCUCUGAUUCACUGUCAGGAGCUGGAAGAGACACCUGCCCCUUUGGUGGACCCAGACCCUGAGCAGCCUCCAGCCCCAGAUGGCGGGGUCACGGAAGGGCUGGAGCAACCACCUGCUGCAGCUGAGCAACCAGCCUCGGCUCCCGAGCAGUGGCGCAUGUUGGCUGCAGCCCCAAAGGAUGCCCUGAUCCUGUCAUUGUGUUCUUUGUAAUUUUUGUGGUUUGUAUAGAGAUAUUUACUGUCCUUAUGUAUUGUUUUGUAAAUAAAACAUAAA
This is a messenger RNA of Panthera uncia (snow leopard), 1881 nucleotides long. RefSeq names its product ral guanine nucleotide dissociation stimulator-like. The transcript is spliced from 5 exons. The coding region runs from base 1165 to 1818 and encodes 217 amino acids. The record is from RefSeq and is a predicted model, not a curated record. NCBI's taxonomy places the organism in Eukaryota, Metazoa, Chordata, Mammalia, Carnivora, Felidae.